AUUUGCUCUCUGCCAGCCAAUCAGCUUCUCCCUUGUACGCAUGCUCCUGUGUUUCCAUGUGUUUAUCUCUGGCCGCUGGUUGAUAGAAUCUAAAGAUCCAUCAUGCUUCGUCGGGAGGUCCGAUUGAGACGAGAGUACCUGUACAGGAAGGCACAAGAAGACAGACUCCGGACGAUUGAGGAGAAGAAACAGAAGCUGAAGGGCGCACUUGAUGAAAAUCGUCUUCUUCCAACUGAGGUACGCAAAGAAGCUCUGCAGCUACAGAAACUACUGGAGUAUGAUGACGAAGGGGCAGAAGGUGUCAGCUCACACAUGGAUGAUGAGUACAAAUGGGCAGGAGUUGAAGACCCCAAAGUCAUGGUUACCACAUCCAGGGACCCAAGCUCCAGACUCAAAAUGUUUGCCAAGGAGGUAAAACUCAUGUUCCCUGGAGCUCAGCGUAUGAACAGAGGAAACCAUGAAAUCGCUGCUCUUGUGCGAGCCUGCAAAGCCAACAACGUCACAGACCUCGUCAUUGUUCAUGAAACUAGAGGGCAGCCAGAUGGUCUAGUGGUGUGCCACCUGCCAUUUGGACCCACAGCGUAUUUCACACUUUACAACGUGGUAAUGAGGCAUGAUGUCCCAGACAUAGGCACGAUGUCAGAGGCCUACCCUCACCUCAUUUUUCACAACUUCUCUUCCCGACUCGGCAGGAGGGUGUCGAAUAUCCUCAAGUAUCUGUUUCCAGUGCCAAAGGAGGACAGUAGGCGUGUUAUCACAUUCGCCAACCAAGAAGACUUCAUCUCUUUCAGACACCAUACCUACAAAAAAACAGACCACAAGAACAUUGAGCUGACAGAAGUAGGACCCAGGUUUGAAAUGAAAUUGUACAUGAUCAAACUGGGCACCCUGGAGAACGAGAGCACCGCAGACGUGGAGUGGCGUCACCAUGCGUAUACACACACAGCCAAGAAAAGACGGUUCCUCAGUGUUCAAUAGAGAAUGGAUCAGGCGCAAGACACGCCUGCCCUUCCUGCUUAGAAAAACCUUACAAAUAUCAAAAUGUUUAUUUACAAAAUGAUGUAAAAUUAAUGAAUACAAAUGGUGGGGUUUUUUUGGGACUAGGUUACCAAAUAUUACAAAAACUGUUUUUUUUUUCUUACAUGCUAUAUAUGUUUAAUUCAUGGAAAACCACAUUUCCAAUAUUAUUUGACCAACACAUUAAUGUAAGAGCUAAAACAUGCAAUACUACUCUUUGUUUUUUGUAAUAAAGUGCUUUUACUUCA
This is a messenger RNA of Cheilinus undulatus (humphead wrasse), 1265 nucleotides long. It is a transcript of the gene imp4, whose product is annotated as IMP U3 small nucleolar ribonucleoprotein 4. Gene Ontology annotation, biological process: rRNA processing. Bases 103 to 978 code for a protein of 291 amino acids. Gene Ontology annotation, molecular function: rRNA primary transcript binding; snoRNA binding. The record is from RefSeq and is a predicted model, not a curated record. Gene Ontology annotation, cellular component: small-subunit processome; Mpp10 complex; nucleolus. The transcript is spliced from 9 exons. NCBI's taxonomy places the organism in Eukaryota, Metazoa, Chordata, Actinopteri, Labriformes, Labridae.